Molecule: messenger RNA, 2562 nt
Organism: Haemonchus placei
Lineage: Eukaryota; Metazoa; Nematoda; Chromadorea; Rhabditida; Trichostrongylidae
Source: the annotation of a GenBank genome assembly
AUGGAUUCAUGGGAGCGGCAUGGGGGGAACCGGACCAUUUGUCGAAUUUCUUCGGACGACGGUUGUAUAUCAGAAUCGUUUUUCAACACUUACGAAUUGCUUCUGGUGAUCAUCGUAUCGUUGAUCUUCUCGUUCCAUCGCAAUAUCACAUCCACACUCGCAAAUUGGGCGAAGUCAUUUAUCAAGCCCAAGACGAGUCCUGAAGUUUUACGGUUGAGCAGUGAGGUAAAGAGACUGAGGAGUGAACUUGCUGCCAUUUCUCCAACAUCUGAAUUCUCCGCAUACUUCAAAACUGAAAGGCUUCUCAACAAAACUGUCGAGCAGUAUGAUUUGGCAGUUGCUGAGAAUAAUAAAAAGCAGUCAUCUCCAGUAAAGCUCGAAGGUGCAGUACAUAUCGUGUCGCAAGCGGUCGGCCUGCUACUCCUUCAUAUCGUCUCAGGGAUCUACGCGCUUUGUAUCCCAAGCCCUGCACUUUGGCCUCUCAACGUUAUUCUUCGUUUUCCAUCCGUUUGGAGUUCAGACGUUUGUGGUAGCGCAGACUCAUCCCUUUCUCCGGUGUCGAUGUUCGUCUUUAUCAUAGUUUGAACUAGUAGAUUUGUCAGUCUCAUUCUAGAUAUACCGUAUCAACCACGAACACGAUUCACUCCGGAGGAAGACGAGCGAAUUAAGAAGAAUUGGGCAAGGUUUGCUGCGAAGCAUAAAUUGGAUUAUAACUUGGCACCAAAUUACGCAGGUGUUCCUGGCUAUAAGGCAAUAUUCGAUUCCAUAGAAGAGCGUGUGACGUUCAAUACUACCACUAGGUUUUGGCCAAAAAUGUGUCGUAAGUUACCUCAUCGUAGUGCGGUUCAGAUUCGUGGUCGGAUUGGGAAAUUGUUUGAUGCAGCGAUUUUAGAGGGGCAUGCUGAGCUCGCCUACUCGAAAGUCCAUCAAUGGUCAGCACAGGAGACAGAGAAACUUCUUCGGUAUUACAAAAUUUAUGGGAUGUCAGCUUGGGCCAUGAAACAUAUUGGGAAUCAUAUGAAACUCCCAAUUCAUACAUGCCAGAACCAUUUAAGAAGCGUUCUGGCAAGAACUGGACCCGUUCCAGAUCACCUUCGUAAGAAGCUCUGGCUUGUCGUCACUAAACAGUGUUCAUUGCGUGGUGAUGAGAAUUUUGAUCGAACAGUCUCUAAACGGAUUCGGAAAGGUCGCCUAGAAAAUGUGAACGAGUAUGAUCACCUCAUCCCUUGGAAUAUUGUUGCACAGCGAAUGGUGUACUCGGUCGAAUUGGUCCAGGAUGCAUGGCAUCGAUUACUGAGGUUCCUUCGGAGUCAGUGUAAUAACCACAGGGAGUCGGGCAAAAGCUCUAAGGAAUCAUGGAAUAUUGCUUUGAAAGAAGUUUUCGACGCUGUUCCUGCUAUUUCCAGCGAGGACUUUUCCAGCUUUUUGCACAUAUUGAGCGAGGCUACUCCUUACGAAGCUAUAUAUGACGCAUGUAGUAAAAGACUUUACGAUUGGCAAAGUAUCCGAUCUCGACUGGAAGAGGAAGGUAUCGUCGGAUUCUACGCUGGAGGGUGUGAAGAACAUGAGUAUCUGUUCAAGAAAACGCGGAAAGUGGCACAUCGUGCUCAUGGACUCCUCUUCCGAAGACUGAGGCUGCCUUAUACAUUAAAAGAGCGAGUACAUAUUUUAUCGCUGGCUUACGACUAUCAGUGUGGGUUUUCACCAAGAUAUUGCCCUGACGACGAUGAAGAUUCCGUUUGGAAUUCUGAUGUGCCGGAACGUUACCGAUUCAGGAAUCCCUGUCGUAAGAAUCAUGGAUUUCCUGCCUUAAGUCGAAGAGCUUUAGUGGAGGCUUUGAUUGUGUACUCACUGAGCCACUUCGAUGAUUGGAUACCGCCAACCGCUCUUAAACGUUACGUAAAAUCGACGGAUAUCCUCAGCAUGUUCCUCAAACGCAAGGACAAUUCUGAGUUGAUCAAACAAAAAGAUAUCGACAUAGCAAUAUCCUUUCUUGACCUGGAUGUUGGCUCGGAAACAAGCUCUUCAGAUUCCAAAACUGAGUCAAGCAGUGGUUUUGAAAGUCAUAGUGACGAAGAGAAUAAUGAAAAAGCUUCUUUUGGCACUAAAAGUAGUCGGAAACGACGAAGCCUCGAUGAGGAAUCGGAUAAGUGCAGCGAUAGAGCGUUCUCGAAAAGGAAGAUGUCGAACGCUGACAGUGGUGAUCGGACCUUAGAUGGAGCAAGUGCUAAAAUGCCAGAAACUUCGAGACAUCGAGCAACUGCAGCUUCGUCGAAUAGUUUAAAAUCUCAAGGUCUAGAUGUGUCGGUCAAGAAAAAGCGAAGGAAAGAUGAGACAACUGUUCGAGAUUCUAUCAGUGCUACACAUGGUCCUUCAAGAAAUCCAACGACUGGCGAUACCGUCAAAGGAUCCAAUCAGCUUGAUAGCUCAGGCAUCGAAAUCCUGGAUGUGCGAAAAGCUACGGAUUACAGUUUUAAACCAGCUGAUCCAGCUAGACUUAUAGAAAGCCAAGGAAUCGUAGGUUAUCUCAAUGCAUUCCCUCCUAGAAAGAAAAAAACAUAG